This is a messenger RNA of Hyla sarda, 1659 nucleotides long. Its product is annotated as pancreatic secretory granule membrane major glycoprotein GP2-like. The transcript is spliced from 10 exons. Gene Ontology annotation, cellular component: apical plasma membrane; cell surface. The record is from RefSeq and is a predicted model, not a curated record. Lineage: Eukaryota; Metazoa; Chordata; Amphibia; Anura; Hylidae. The coding region runs from base 109 to 1176 and encodes 355 amino acids. Gene Ontology annotation, biological process: neutrophil migration.
AACUAGAGCGGCUGCUGAACAGGUAGUCUGAACAUCUGAGUACAGGACAUUAAGAUUUAGGUAACCAGUCAACGAUCCUGGUCAUUCAGCAGAUAGAAUUGGUAAGACAUGAAGACCUUUGUGACAAUGGGUAUUGUGCUGAGCAUGAUCGUCUCAGUCCAUGCAGCAUGUGACCUCUCAGCAUGUGCUUCUGAUGAGUAUUGUGAAGACCCCACCUGCACCUGUAAUUCAACACUGUACAAUGUUACAGGCACUUACCCAUCACCGACGAUUGAUUGUACUGGUGGACAAAUGAGUGCGUAUAUCUCGAAAUGCUGGCUGGAAAUAAAUGGAUACAAUACCACAAAUAUAAGGCUGCAAAACUCUACCUGUGUAGCUACACGAAAAAUUGUGAAUGGAGCUGCUAUGAUGAUUGUUCACACACCACUGACUAGCACUUACUGUGGUAAUAGUGUUAAUACAAAUUCAACCUAUAUAACAUACUCCAAUCGUUUGCAUAUUUUUGCCAAGACAUGGCCAACUGCAACGAAACAAGAUGUGACCCUGAACUUUUCCUGCAUUUUUCCCCUCUUUUUGACAAUUAAACUGAAUUUCACAGUGUCACCAAUAGUUGGGGCUACACAAAUAACUAUCCCUGGUACAUUCGCUGCUCUUACAGUGAACAUGGUUAUUUAUACAGAUGCAGAGUUUACCAAAUUGCUGACUGAAAAUGACCGUGUGUAUUUGGAAAGCACUCUCUAUGUUUCCCUGAUCAUUCCAAGUCUGGAAGUUAACACUUUCAAAAUUAAAGCACUUGAUAUAUAUGCUUCAGCCUCAGAAUCUGGCCCAACCUAUUAUUUGCUAGAAAAGGGGUGUCCAAGCACUGGAAUUACUGCUGAUCUGAUGAGUGUACUAAACAAUGGAAAUUCUUCUGAAGCACGGUUUGCAAUGAAAGUCUUCCAGAUUUCUGGUUCUUCCACUGUCAACCUCAGUGCUAAAGUAAAAAUCUGUACAGAUGAUUGCCAAACAAAUUGUACCACAAAUGUCAAAUCAUCAUCCAAUGAUGACAACACUGCUAUCGUAAAAGUAUUUCUUACUGCAGAUGAACAGUUUGACCACAAUUCUGCAAAUUGUUUUAUUGUGUCAUGGCAAUUGAAUUUAUUACUCUCCUUAGUGCUUUUAGUAAAAUUGAUGUAAAGACACAACAUAUACAAAUUUCGCUAGCAUAAUAGCAUUACAGAAAUUAUUAAUUUAAGGCAGAGGAACUUAUGGGGCAAUACCAAACACAUUUGUUUAUGGAAACUGACAUACAGAAGAUCUAAUGCUGAAUCCUGAUUGUUAAAACUACAGAAUCAAAUUCUGCUCUACAGUGACUAUGGCCAGUCUAUUACCGCACAACCUUUCAGUCCAGUAACAGUUUGCAAUUCCAAGUGGAUGACAUUCCAUAUAAAUGGUCAGCAGCUAACUAACAUAAUAAUGUUCUACAAUGUAAUAUCUCCAAUCACUGGAAGAUCUUUUACAUAACACAAAACAAUUUUCCAUUUGGAAUGAUUUUUGAAGAAAUGCUCCUGUGUUUAGGUAAAUUGUAGUUACAUUCUUCGCUGGUUGCUUCUUCUUUUUUCCCUAAUCAAUUUCCCUAAUGUGUUGAAUAAUAUUGAGAAGAUAAUUCUCAGAUCUUUG